AUGGCCAAAGCAACCUCAAAUAAGCAGAACAACCGGGCGGACCCACUGUCCAAGAAGGACAAGAAGGUUGCCUCCAAGAAGGAUGUCUCUAAGGAGGCAGAGGAAGCAGAGCCCUCGAAGGACCCGAAGUCGUCCCACUUGUACACCGAUGACAACCCGGAGACCACGCUCAAGGGGACGGGCUUUAAAGAUGUGGAGACGGCAAACAAGACCAUCGAACUUGUCUCCAAGAGGAGCCUGACUUACCAGCGCCAGACCAUCAAUACCAUGUUCAACCGGGCCAAGCACCACCCCAAGAAGACGGAUGAUAUCAAGGCAGCCCAGGCCGUGUUUGACAAGUGGCUCAGGGAGACGUACCCCAAGGCCAGGUCCGAGCAGCGCGAGUUCAAGCCCGUGCUCGCGAAGAAGACCAUGGAGGAGGUGCUCCCGCUGCUGAAGCAGGCCAAGGGCGUCGACACCAAAUUUGCCGAAUUGUAUGUUGCGCUUGAGCCCAGGAAGCGCCUCGCCAACACACUGGUGGACGAGAGCCAGCCGGGAGAAGCCGACUGGGACAAGGCGAGGGUUACCGCCCUGAGCGAGCUGGUGCCCGAGGGGAAGGAUGUCAUUGCUGAGGAGAGGCUGUGGGGUGAGGAUGGGAAGCCGUCUACGUACCACUUGAGCCUCAUUGCUUGGGCCUGGUCGCCCGCGACGGAGUAUAAGCUCCUGAAGGCAGUUCGAGAGUGA
This is a messenger RNA of Diaporthe batatas, 723 nucleotides long. RefSeq lists its product as uncharacterized. Lineage: Eukaryota; Fungi; Ascomycota; Sordariomycetes; Diaporthales; Diaporthaceae. The record is from RefSeq and is a predicted model, not a curated record. The transcript has 3 exons. Bases 1 to 723 code for a protein of 240 amino acids.